This is a messenger RNA of Alternaria conjuncta, 1575 nucleotides long. RefSeq lists its product as uncharacterized. NCBI's taxonomy places the organism in Eukaryota, Fungi, Ascomycota, Dothideomycetes, Pleosporales, Pleosporaceae. Gene Ontology annotation, molecular function: transmembrane transporter activity. Gene Ontology annotation, biological process: transmembrane transport. The transcript has 6 exons. The record is from RefSeq and is a predicted model, not a curated record. The coding region runs from base 1 to 1575 and encodes 524 amino acids.
AUGGACGAUCAGAGCAAAGUUCACGACGGGAAAGUGCAAGAGCACGAGCACGAUGUUGAACACCAGCACGCCUGCGGUGAAACGAGUAGCUUGGGUAAAGACGACAUCUUACAACUCACUGAUCCUGUGCUGAAUGCCAAAAUGCAUCUGGUUAACAAUGCGAUCGAUGAGAUCGGUUUCACGACGUAUCAAUGGAAGCUCUUUGUCCUGAAUGGUUUUGGCUACGCCGUUGACUCCCUCAUCCUACUCAUUCAGUCCGUCAUCGCCGCGCAAGCCGCCCUUGAGUUCAAGCCUUCCUACCGAAACGGCCUGACCAUCGCUGCUUACGUCGGAAUGCUCACGGGAGCCUUAUUCUGGGGCUUAUCAGCCGAUAUCAUCGGCCGAAAGACAGCGUUUAACGUUAGUUUGCUGAUUUGCUCGAUCUUUGCAAUUGUGGCUGGAGCAAGCCCAAAUUGGGAAGUCUUGGGCUUGUUCGUAUGUUUGAGUGCUUUUGGCGCCGGAGGAAAUUUGGUGUUGGAUACGGCAGUGUUCUUGGAGUAUCUGCCUAGCUAUAGGCAGUGGAUGCUUACGCUCAUGGCAGCUUGGUGGGGCAUUGGUCAGCUCGUAGCUGGCUUUUUUGCCUGGGCCUUCCUUCCAAAUUUUAGCUGCGCAGACCCAUCCCUCGAUCCCACGGCAGGCCCCUGUACAAAGUCUAACAACCAAGGUUGGCGCUACGUAUGGUACGCUUCUGGAUCCUUGGUUUUUGUAAUGUCUAUUCUCCGCAUCACCAUCAUCCGUCUCAAGGAGACUCCCAAAUUCCUCGUCAGCGAAGGUAAAGACGCCGAGUGCGUCGAAACCCUCCACUUCAUUGCCACCAAAUACAAUCGACCUUGUAGUCUCACCGUCACCCAGAUGCAAGACUGUGGCACCGUAGAUCGUAUCGCUGCACGUGGAAAUCAGAGUAAAUGGGGCUUGGGAGAGAUCAAUAUGCACCUCCGCGGCCUGUAUUCCACGAAGCGAAUAGGUAUUAGCACAUCGUUGAUCUGGCUCUCGUGGACAUUGAUAGGCCUCGCCUACCCCCUCUACAAUGUCUUCCUCCCCGCCUACCUCUCCUCUCGCGGCGCCGCCUUCGGUGAACCAUCACCCUACAUCACUUGGCGCAACUACACCCUCGUGAACUUUAGCGGGAUUUGGGGACCUGUGCUAGCGGGCUACAUGUGUCAUACGCGCCUUGGUCGUAAGUAUACCAUGGUUAUUGGAGCAUUGGUCACCAUGGCUUUCUUCUUCGCGUACACGCAGGUCAGGACUGCUGUUCAGAAUGUGGCGUUCACAUGCAUCAUCAACUUCUGUUUAAAUAUCUACUAUGGCACGCUGUACGCUUAUACGCCGGAGGUGCUGCCUAGUGCGCACAGAGGUACCGGCAACGGGAUCGCGAUUGCCUGGAACAGGGUUAUGGGAAUCUUGAGUGCCGUUAUUGCGACGGUCGCUGAUACGGGAACCGCUGUCCCGAUAUAUAUUUGCGCCGCGUUGUACAUCCUCAUGGCAGGCAUUGCGGCGAUUUUUCCAUUUGAGCCCUAUGGCCGGAGAAGUUCAUGA